Cyprinus carpio (common carp) is the source of this 1475-nucleotide messenger RNA. RefSeq names its product transmembrane protein 120Ab (gene tmem120ab). Gene Ontology annotation, biological process: fat cell differentiation. Gene Ontology annotation, cellular component: membrane. The record is from RefSeq and is a predicted model, not a curated record. Lineage: Eukaryota; Metazoa; Chordata; Actinopteri; Cypriniformes; Cyprinidae.
CAGCUGUAGACGUGAUAAGCAGGGUUAGUCAGUCACUCACCGCCGCGGUGUGAGAUGUGUCUGCUCCGGAAGGCUUCUUUCUUUCGCCGAUGCAGCAGAGACGGACACUUGAGCAAUAACGCCGAGAUCAGAAUUCACUAUGUGGCUCUAAAUAUGUAGCCCUUCCUAUAAAUUGCAAGCAACUGAAGCAAGUGUGUCAAAGAGGAUCCUGGUUAGAAUAGCUGUACCUGAUAAAGUUCUACAUGUCGACAGCACUUGCAAAAGCCCUUCAAGAAUGCAAGUUUCAGGAGAAAGAAUUGCAGCAGCUUCAGGAGACCCAUCGGCUUUACCUGCAGAAGCUAGAGGAAGUCUCCAAACUUCAAAAGAGCUUUGCUGCCUCCAUUGCUCGACAGAAAAAGAAUUUAAAAGAGAAUUUAAAGGCUUUGAUUAAGUUUAAUAAAGGACUGACAGAAGAGGAGAAGAAUGAGGUUAAGGAGGCCAAAGAUCACAUCCAAAAUAUGCAGAGCCUAAUCUUUCAAAUGGAAGCAUUUCUUCCUAAGAAAAAUGGGAUUUAUCUCAAUCUUGUCCUUGGAAGUAUGAAUGUCAACCUUCCAAGCAAAGAGGCCAAAGAAGAAUACAAGGAUGAGUAUGAAAGGUUCAAGCUGUAUGUGACUGUGACUUUUUUCCUGCUGACCUUCGCUUGUCGCUUCUUCAUCACUAACAGAGUUGUGGAUGCCCUUCUUAACUUCCUGUUGGUUUGGUACUACUGCACACUGACGAUUCGUGAAAGCAUCCUCAUCAGCAAUGGAUCCAGGAUUAAAGGCUGGUGGGUUUUCCACCACUACAUUUCCACCUUUCUGUCUGGAGUCAUGCUAACCUGGCCAGAUGGUGAAACAUACCAGUCUUUCAGGAACCAAUUUCUGGCCUAUUGUUUGUAUCAAAGCUUUGUGCAGUAUCUUCAGUACUACUAUCAGAGUGGGUGUCUCUACAGGCUAAAAGCACUGGGAGAAAGACACAACUUGGAUUUGACUGUUGAGGGCUUUCAGUCGUGGAUGUGGCGGGGACUGACAUUUCUUCUUCCCUUUCUCUUCCUGGGCCACUUCUGGCAGCUGUGGAACAGUAUUUCUCUCUUCAGAAAGGCACAGAUGCAUGAAAGUAAAGAAUGGCAGGUGUCCAUGUGUGGCUUCUGCUUUCUUGUUCUGUUUGUGGGAAACUUUUUCACUACACUUGCAGUCGUCCGUCACAAGCGCAAAAACCAGCAAAAGACCAAGAGUCUGUGAUUUUAAAGAGCUUUCAUGCAGAAAUGUCAAAGUCAACAGACAUAUUUGUACAAAACAUGCACAACAAUCCAUCUUUAAUUUUUUUAGUAUCUUUCAGAAAACAUGCAGAAUGCAUUUUGUUAGUAUAAAGUGGGAUGCUGAACAAUCUGUAAUAAAUUUGUUUGUAGAAGUGGAAUUAAAAAAAAAAACGUGAAUAAACUAUAAAAAUGAAAAGUG